AUGGCGAGAAUGAUAAACUACAUGCCUACCGCAUGGCGUCUCUGGGGUAGAGUUCGUGGAAUUGCCCUGCCUCAAGAUAGGUUUCAGUUCAUAUUCCAGAGGGAAGAAGACCUUCUCACGGUCCUCAAGUAUCGUCCAUGGUCCUACAACCACUGGACUCUGCUACUGGAACGUUGGUGCCCCUCUCCACCGCGAGAUUUCCUCACCUCUCUGGAAGUAUGGAUCCGCAUCAGGAAUAUUUCGGUGGAACACUACACUUCAGGCACUAUGUACAUGCUUGCCAAGAAGAUUGGUCAUGUAGAAGAGAUAGCCUACGAUCCUAAAGUGUCUCAGACUACUGACUACAUCCGAGCCAAAGUUACUCUUAAGGUUGAGGACCCUGCUUUUGAGGCAAAGAACCUCCAUCUUCCUUCUGGUGAGAUCACGGUGAUCACCUACGAGUAUGAAAAGAUCCAUAAGCGUUGCUACUCGUGCUUUCGCUUGACCCAUGAAAAAGCUCGUUGCCCCUAUUCCAAGAAGAAGUUUCAGGCUGCAGGUCCUAGCAAGCCUCCAGCUCCUGUCACCGAACCUUUAUUGGAAGGCAACUCUGCUCCAAGAACAGAGGAGAAUCGGGUGCAUGGCCCACCUGGUUUCCCUCUUUUAUUCCCGGAACUAUCGGAAGAAGAUCAACGCAUGGCUCUGCAAUACGUGUCUCACUCAGAUGAUACGGAACGAAGAGCUAGGAUCUUGCGUGUGAGACAAUCAAUUGAAGCCACUCCGAAAGUUCAAGAUGUCAUGCUUAGAAUCUCGCACGAUGUCAACAAGGAGAAAGGACAUGUCUUCAACUAUCAUAGUCAACAGAAAGAGUCUUCAGUACACUCUAGAUUGGGUAAGGCCCCAGCCUGCCCCCUCCUGGAGGAUCAAACAACUGUUGACUACGAGUCAGAAAAUUCGGUUGAGCAUAACAGCUCCCCUGCACUCUUGAUCCAAGGUUCAACGGUUUUCAGUCAGGGUGUACACGCCCCAUCUGUUUCUACCGGAACCUUGAGGUCCAGGAAAAGGGAUAGGAGACGUCCUCCUGCUUGGGUAAGAAGAACCAGGGUUAACACAAAGGUGAACAGCUUCUCAGGCGAGGACAUUGAGGCUUCUGUUACAGACACGUUAGGAAAGAAAAAGGCAGAUAACCCUACGAAUUCAUCUGCAAACAAAUCUACCAAAACCCAAAACUCUACGGUGGCUUCCGAUUUGAAGCCGCUGCCAUCCCAAUGA
Raphanus sativus (radish) is the source of this 1248-nucleotide messenger RNA. RefSeq lists its product as uncharacterized. Bases 1 to 1248 code for a protein of 415 amino acids. The transcript has a single exon. Lineage: Eukaryota; Viridiplantae; Streptophyta; Magnoliopsida; Brassicales; Brassicaceae. The record is from RefSeq and is a predicted model, not a curated record.